CUUUGUAUCUUGCAGAAAGCUGUGGAGAACUGCUAAAGAUUCCAAACGGGUUUGUGAACUACGAGUCGAUGGACAAGGGGAGCUCCGCCUCCUAUCGCUGCCACCCAGGCUACAAUCUGAUUGGCCGUCCCACACGGAACUGCAGUGAACGAGGGUGGCAGGGAGAGUUGCCGGAGUGUCGCCCUAAAUCUUGUGGAAGUCCUGGCGACAUUUUAAAUGGAUGGGCCAACGUGUCAAGCAAUGUGUUUGGUGGCAAGGUGACCUUUCACUGUAAUACGGGGUACUUGAUGGUGGGCAGGGCGCUCCGUCUGUGUGAAGCGCAGGGUUGGUCAGGCCAAGUGCCAAACUGUAAUGCUGUGAAGUGUGUUGCACCUCCAGCGAUCGACAGUGGGAGCGUGUCUGACCUGUUUGAAGGAGACUUCUGGGAAUACGGAAUGGUGGCCGCAUACUCCUGCCAUUCUCCCUACACCUUGAUCGGGGAAAAGGAGAUUGCCUGUUCAGCCUCCGGAAACUGGAGCCACCCUCCACCCAUGUGCAAAGGUAAUGAGAACCCCUUGCAACCCUCCUCUCCACCAGCCCACCUCAUCUGUCACCCAUUCCUUCUCUCCACAGAUGCUGCCUGACCCGCUGAGUUACUCCAGCACUCUGUGAAA
Amblyraja radiata (thorny skate) is the source of this 653-nucleotide messenger RNA. RefSeq names its product complement decay-accelerating factor. The transcript is spliced from 5 exons. The coding region runs from base 69 to 623 and encodes 184 amino acids. NCBI's taxonomy places the organism in Eukaryota, Metazoa, Chordata, Chondrichthyes, Rajiformes, Rajidae. The record is from RefSeq and is a predicted model, not a curated record.